AUGGGCAGGUUGAAAGACAAGUCAGUGUGCCGAGGUUGGACGGAAGAAGAAGACAACUUGAUUCGGUCGCUGGUCGAGAAAUAUGAAGGUACAUCAUGGAAGGAAGUUGCGGAGUAUAUUCCAAGAAGGACCGGGAAACAGAUCAGGGAAAGAUGGCACAACAUGCUGGAUCCGAACAUUAAGAAGUCAUCAUGGACAAGAGAGGAAGAAGUAAUUCUCUUCCAUGCCCAUGCCGUCUACGGCAAUCGAUGGGCUGAGAUCGCCAAGCUGCUGCCAGGCAGGACGGACAAUGCUGUCAAGAACCACUUCAACAGGUCUCUCCUUCCUCAUCGCUCUCCUCCCUUGAUGGUCCAGCCAGCGGGAUGA
Guillardia theta CCMP2712 is the source of this 366-nucleotide messenger RNA. RefSeq lists its product as hypothetical. Gene Ontology annotation, cellular component: nucleus. The transcript is spliced from 6 exons. Gene Ontology annotation, biological process: regulation of DNA-templated transcription. Bases 1 to 366 code for a protein of 121 amino acids. Lineage: Eukaryota; Cryptophyceae; Pyrenomonadales; Geminigeraceae. Gene Ontology annotation, molecular function: DNA-binding transcription factor activity, RNA polymerase II-specific; RNA polymerase II cis-regulatory region sequence-specific DNA binding. The record is from RefSeq and is a predicted model, not a curated record.